Nerophis lumbriciformis (worm pipefish) is the source of this 1239-nucleotide messenger RNA. The record is from RefSeq and is a predicted model, not a curated record. Lineage: Eukaryota; Metazoa; Chordata; Actinopteri; Syngnathiformes; Syngnathidae.
ACAAUGAAGUUCGCUCAAUUUUUGAUGAAAAACAGCUCAGUGGCCGGAAUACCGAAGCAAGUGGAGAGAUUUUCCAAGUUCUCGCCGUCGCCUUUGUCGAUGAAACAGUUCAUUGACUUUGGCUCUGCCAAUGCAUGUGAGAAGACCUCCUUUGUGUUCCUGAGGCAGGAGCUCCCUGUCAGGCUGGCUAACAUCAUGAAGGAAAUUGAUUUCCUCCCGGACAAGCUCCUUGGCACUCCUUCCCUAAAGCUCCUCACCAGUUGGUAUUCACAGAGUUUGCUGGAGCUUGUAGAGUUUUUAGAGUGCGAUCCAGACGAUAAGAACAUUCUGACAAACUUCACGCAAACCCUAAUCAAGAUCCGCAACCGACACAACAACGUGGUGCCCACCAUGGCUCAGGGUGUGGUGGAGUUCAAGGAGGCCUUUGGAGUGGACCCCGUGACCAACCAGAACGUCCAGUACUUUCUGGAUCGCUUCUACAUGAGCCGCAUCUCCACACGCAUGCUCAUGAACCAGCACACAUUAAUCUUUGACGGCAGCGUGAACCCGGCGCACCCCAAGCAUAUCGGCAGCAUCGAUCCCACCUGUGACGUUGUGGAGGUCAUAAAAGAUGCUUAUGAAACAUCAAAAAUGCUGUGUGAGCAGUAUUACCUUACCUCACCAGAUAUGGAAAUCACACAAGUAAACUCCAAAACUCCAGAGCAGCCUGUCCACAUUGUUUAUGUGCCGUCACACCUUUACCAUAUGCUAUUUGAGCUCUUCAAGAAUGCGAUGCGAGCAACAGUGGAAACCCACGAGACAAGCCCAACGCUGCCUGCCAUCAAAGUGCGCGUCUCACUGGGCACUGAGGACCUGACUAUCAAGAUGUCUGACAGAGGCGGUGGCGUCCCGCUGAGGAAAAUUGAGCGGCUAUUCAGCUAUAUGUACUCCACAGCUCCUAGCCCUGUACAUAUAGACAACUCUCGUAACGCACCACUGGCCGGUUUCGGCUACGGCCUUCCUAUUUCCCGUCUCUAUGCCAAGUAUUUCCAAGGCGACCUACAGCUCUACUCCAUGGAGGGCUACGGAACUUCAGCUGUCAUUUACUUAAAGGCGCUUUCAUCUGAGUCGGUGGAAAGGCUGCCCGUGUUCAACAAGUCAGCCCUUCGCCAUUAUCAGUCCACCAUAGAGGCCGACGAUUGGUGCAUGCCCAGCAAGGAACCAAAGAAACUGGGUAGGAGCGAGAGGACUCACUCAUGA